Messenger RNA from Hypoxylon fragiforme, 1802 nucleotides. RefSeq lists its product as uncharacterized. Gene Ontology annotation, cellular component: nucleus. Gene Ontology annotation, biological process: proteasome-mediated ubiquitin-dependent protein catabolic process. The transcript is spliced from 2 exons. The coding region runs from base 1 to 1635 and encodes 544 amino acids. The record is from RefSeq and is a predicted model, not a curated record. Gene Ontology annotation, molecular function: ubiquitin binding. Lineage: Eukaryota; Fungi; Ascomycota; Sordariomycetes; Xylariales; Hypoxylaceae.
AUGGAUGAAGACGUAGAACAGUUCAUGAGCAUAACUGGCGUCGCUUCUGAGCACGUUGCUCGCGGUUACCUCGAGAUCUCAGGUGGCGACCCUAUGCAGGCCAUUCAGCUCUUUUUCGAGAAUCCCGAGUUGCAAGCAAGUUUCAAUGCGCCUACCACAUCGUCUUCUACUUCUGCGCAGCAACCUGCACCACACUCCGCCGCAAGACCAAGCCAAGCUUUCACCGGUCGCCAGGACGCCCGUGGUGUCAUCCACAUAGACUCUGAUGACGACGACAACGAUGGAGACUUACAAAUGGCCGAUAAUCCAUAUGUUGUACCCGACGAUGAUGACGAUGACGUCGCUGCCAUAGCAAGAAGCGCGCAAGAGGAAGAGGAUGCGGCCAUGGCAAGACGGCUACAAGAAGAGAUGUACUCGGAGAACCACGCAGGAGCAGAUGGAGUAAGAGCUCCUAUAGCACAAACUACCGAGACACUAGCGGCACCUGACCCAUCGUGGGGGUUGGAGGACGACCGAGAAGCUGCUGUCAUGGAGCAACUACAUCGACGACGUAGAGUCCAGGCUACCAGUGCUAACCCCUUUAGCCAGUCCUCAGUAGAUUGGUUCGACAUGGGAGAGGGCGCGAGGCCACAAAACCCACAAGGUGGCUCAGAUGCUACUACACGAAGGCUUAGAGACCUCUUCUCCCCCCCAACAGGUUUGAUGACUCGUCUACCUUUGGACAGUGCGAGGGAUGUCGGAAAGGAGGAGAAGAAGUGGAUUCUCGUCAAUCUCCAGAAGUUGGAAGAUUUCCGAUGCCAGGUCCUCAACAGAGAUCACUGGAAGAACGAGAAUAUCGUGAGUUUAGUGCGUGAGCAUUUCAUUUUCCUACAAUACACACUUGACGACCCAUUUGCUUCGUCAUACACGACGUUUUACUUCGCCAAUCAGGCGCACGAGGACGAAAACAAUUAUCCUCAUGUUUCUAUCAUUGACCCCCGCACUGGAGAGCAAGUCAAAGUGUGGUCAGGGGAGUCUUUUCCCUCCCCGGCAGAGUUCCACUCCGAUCUCGUGGAGUUUUUAGACCGAUAUAGCUUGGAGGCCAACAGCAAGAAUCCGGUGGUCAAGACGAAACCGAAAACAAAACCAAAAGACAUUAGCCGAAUGACGGAUGAGGAGAUGCUUGAGAUGGCUUUGCAAAAUAGCCUCAAUGAAGAUGGCACAUCCUCGGGACCUAGUGUCCAAGACCCGGAUGCACUCACGAAGUCAAACCCUGAUAUUGGAAAAGGAAAAGGCAAAGCAGUUGAGGAACCAACUCAAGCGCCUCUUUCUCCCCAAGCAGCGGCCGGGUCGAUCUUCUCCCAAAUAUCAGGGACUAAUCCCCACGUAGAGCCGGAGAACAACCCGGCUACUACAACUAGGAUACAAUUUCGGCAUGCGGGUGGUCGCAUCAUCCGACGAUUCUCUGUCACAGAUCCAGUACGUCGCAUAUACGAGUGGCUCAAAGCCGAACCUCUCGAGUCCAAGCAGGGCGUUCAUUUCGAGCUCAAGGCGAUGCCCGCGGGUAGAGAUCUCAUCGAGGACCUCGAGAAAACCAUUGAGGAGGCCAGUCUAAAGCAAGGCACGGUCAUGAUCGAGUUUAUUGAGGACUCGUAAGUAGUUUGCACGUUCUCGGCAAUGAAAUCACUCGCCAGGGUCACUACAAUACGGGGGGGUAACGGGUUAACAGGAGGGUUUUCUACGUGCAUCACGACGAGACAUCGUCUAUGACCAGGGGUGGCGAGAGAAUAGUGCCAUGUUAUUUAUAGAUUUAGCUGCCCACG